AUACGUAAUGUGCGGUAGUAUAAUGCACUUCGGUGUUUAGAGUUUACCUUCCACCACCUCCUCUUUCUUUUGAUACCGUAGAAAAAUGAACCGUUGUAAAUUCACUACAUUUAUCUGUGCAGUUGGUUAUUUAACUCGAAAUCAAGCGUGAGAGAACCGAGAAGGCGCUCGGUUAUAAAUAAUCCUACGUAAUAUAAAUGAUAACUCGUUUGCUGGAAGCUUUUUUUGUGAGCGUUGGGUUUUUUAUUGUUCGUCGAGAGGUCUUCCACAGCGUCGUCGGUCGUUGUCGUCUGCUUGGUAGCAAUUGUCGCCGUUUUCGUGUAUGUUUUAAAUAUUCGCACGGUUCGGUUAGUUUUUUUCCGACUCGUACGUAGGUUACAUCUGUAUACUAUUCGGUUCUAAAUUCUCUAUACAGUGGUUACUUCGGUUUCGAUAGUUCUCGUUUCGUAUGUAUUUCUCGAAGUACGAGUAUAAGUUGCGGUAGCCGAUUGAUCAUCACACAUGCGAAUGUCACAGCAGCAGCAGCAGCAUCAAAAUAAUCAGCAAUAAUCGACCUCGGUAAAAAGAGCACUCGAAAAACGAAACGACGAUGAAGCCUUCAUUAUGGACGAUUACGGUAAUAAUAAUGUUUUUCAAAACACCGCUGCUGACACAUGCCGAGCAACAGAAGCUGAAACGUAAAGCCAAUAACGCCGCCGCCGCAGAUCCAUCGCAGCAGGAGAAUUACAUAAUAACGCACUACGGGUUAGAGUAUUAUACGCCGGUUACAGAAUCAUCUUCUUCGGUGCAAAUGCAUAACGACGGAUAUUUCACCGCCGAAGUCAUACCAGUUGAUCCGAAAACUGGAGAAGAAUUGAAAACCAUUAAUAAUCUUUUCGUUCCGUUGCAUACCGGUUACUCCAUCGGUGGCCAUCAUCAGCCAGAUAAACAAUACGCCGUCGCCAACGAUAGGAAAUCUACCAACGAUCACCAAUCGCAACCUACCAAUAUUGCUAAACAAAAAUUCGAUAAGAAAUUCAAGUAUAAGAACGCCGACGCUGCUAAGAAAAAUUCAACGUUACGGGCCACUUCUCAAAGCGUCGGCGCCGGUUCUGGUAGCGGCGAAGAUAACAAAUCUACUCGUAAGAUCAAUGCCGAUGAUAACAGCAAGCGAAUAAAACAAGUUUCAACGGUCGUCGCCGUCGAUAAUGUGAAAUUUCCCGCUAAUUAACGAAUCCUUUUUGUAAAUAGGAAUGUGAAAAAAGGACCAAGUUGACCGCAGCGUCAGAAAGGGUUGAAAAACUUUUCGCGUCCAGAGAACGCGGAAUUUACGUAAUGAUGCUGCAAGCUCGUCGAGUAUUCGCCGGUGUCAAUAACCGAGGAUUAGAAGAAGACAGCGAAAUGGUUCCUAUGACGAUGAGUUUCUUAUGUCGAUCUUGUUGGUUGAAUUUUUGAAACCGGUUUGGUAGUUCUCAAUCAGCUGCGAAUGAAUAGGUAGGCCUAUGCCUAUCUAUUUAAUGGAGGUGCAAAAUUUGAAGUACCUAUUUUAAUGAUUGAUUUCAACUCCAAAUAAUAAGGAAUAAAAUUGUGAUAUUUUUUUGAAAAUUUUUUAAUUAAUAAUGUAUUAAUAAAUGGUUGAAAACUCUAGAACCGAUUUCAACCUAUCAAACUGGUUUUAGAAAUGUGAGAAUGAAAACAAUCGACUUUUAAUUGUAAAUAAUUCUGAAUUCAAAACCAUCCACGUAGGAACAACUCAACCAGUUUCAAAAUCAUUCAAACGGUUCCACAACAUGAUUUUUAUCAAUUGUUCAAGGAGCAAAAAGAAACUUUCUGAUUAUCUUUUAAAACGGUUUCAAUAUCUAGAAGUAAUCCUAAAAAUACUUUGGUUUUCAAUUGAAUAUUUAAAAAUUAUCAGACACUUUUUGAGAACCCCCUAAACCGGUUUCAAGAUCAUUGACUCGAGUUUAAAAAAAAAAACAAAGUCACAACUUCACAAGUAUGAAAGGGUUGAAUUAAACAUUUUUGCGUUAAUUAUCUGCAACUUUUUUUGAUUUUCAUUGUACAGAAUUAAUCAAAAACUUUUUGUGAACCUCUCGACCGGUUUAAAGAUUAUUAAACUGAUUUUGGAGGAAUUCACAAAUAAAAACUUGAUUAAUGGUCUCUCUUUGUCUUGUCUCCAUAUUUUUUUCUAAUUUCUAUUGUUCAAAAUUUACUAGAAAUUUUUUGGGAACCCUGAAAUCAGAUUAAUAACUAAACUGGUUUUAAAAAUUCACAAACAAAAAAAAACUACCCUAUUGUUGAUUUUUUUGGCAACUUUUGUCAAUAAUUCUAUUAAAUUGUUCGAAAGUGAACACGAUUUGUAUGUUUGUGAUUACCGAGUAAACGAGACAGAAAUUUCAACGAUCGAUAUAGGAAAUCUUCUUCAUAGAAUAUUCAACAUUUUCAAACCACUUUGCGAUCUUCAUCCAAUCAAAGGUUAUUGACCCCGGUACAAGCUUAUAAUGAACAUACUGUAAAAGUGUAAAAUAACGAAUAAAAUUAGUCAUGUUAUGUGAAAUGGAAAGCAAAUGUGUAGUGGCAAUGAAUGGGAAGAAUGAAGAAAAACAAACAUCACGAAGGGAUAUGUUUGGGCUGAAGAUUAUUGUAAUAUUUUAUUCAUUUCUGGAAUGCUGUAAAUAUUUGUAAACAUAACAAUACGAAGAUGUGAUGAAAUAAAUGAAAAAUGAACAGAAAA
Planococcus citri (citrus mealybug) is the source of this 2713-nucleotide messenger RNA. RefSeq lists its product as uncharacterized. Lineage: Eukaryota; Metazoa; Arthropoda; Insecta; Hemiptera; Pseudococcidae. The transcript is spliced from 2 exons. The record is from RefSeq and is a predicted model, not a curated record. The coding region runs from base 590 to 1210 and encodes 206 amino acids.